AUGCAAAAUCAGAAGUCAAUUGAAACCCAACAGUCUGUGAUGCAAACAAGGCAGAUUUCAGGAAGUCUGAGUUUCACUGGGAUCAUGACAAAAGAAGAGGAAGAAAUGUCGAAAUCUGCUCUUUUGACAUUUAGGGCUAAAGAGGAGGAGAUCGAGAAGAAGAAAAUGGAGGUGAAGGAGAGAGUUCAAGCACAGUUGGGUCGAAUUGAACAAGAAACUAGGCGUUUGGCUACAAUCAGGGAGGAACUCGACGCCCUAUCAGAUCCUAUGAGAAAGGAAGUUUCACUGGUUCGCAAGAAGGUUGAUUCGGUCAAUAAGGAGUUAAAACCACUUGGACAAACAUGCCAGAAGAAGGAGAGGGAGUACAAAGAAGCCCUCGAAGCUUUCGAAGAAAAGAACAAAGAAAAAGUACAGUUGAUCACAAGAUUGAUGGAGCUGGUAAGUGAAAGCGAGAAAACGAGAAUGAAGAAGUUGGAGGAGCUGAGCAAGAACUUAGAAACGCCACGCAUAGCCUAA
Molecule: messenger RNA, 516 nt
Organism: Fraxinus pennsylvanica
Lineage: Eukaryota; Viridiplantae; Streptophyta; Magnoliopsida; Lamiales; Oleaceae
Source: the annotation of a GenBank genome assembly